AUGUUUGAUCAAUACGAGCCUCAUCAUUUGUCAUUUACUGAGAUGGUCCAUGAUUUUUAUCGAGACAGGAGUGAACCAAACACAUUAACAUGCUAUCAACAUUUACAAUGCAUCCGUGGUCUACUUCCGGCAUGUCUCGAUUGGACUGAAAUUUGUGAUGGAAGUAUCGAUUGUCUCGAUGCAGGACGUGACGAAGAACACUGCUGGCAAGUCGAAAUUCAUGCGUGUCAGAAAAACGAAUAUCGAUGUUAUAAUGGACAAUGUAUACCCAUCGCACUCUUACAUGAUGAUCCAUUGAAUCCCGAUUGCCUUGAUGGAUCUGAUGAAAUUUAUGAAUAUGAAAAGCAUUUGACGUGCAAGACUACCGAAGCUGUAUUUCGAUGUGAAGAGGCCAUGUGUAUGCAAAUCGGUAGGGGAUCUGAUACAUUUGUGAGAAACUCAUGUGUAAAAGAACGUGACUAUCUGGUAGCGAGAGCAAUGCUUUUUAUUGAACAAAAUUUUGUGAAUCGUGAAUGUUGGUCAGCAUUCGUAUGCGUUAACACUUUGAUUCCAAUCGAAAUUGGAAAUAUGACGUGUUACCAAUUUUGUCAGAACAACAGAUGUAAGCGACUCAUCGAGAAAAAUUGUCCUCAUCUCAUCCCUCUGCCAUAUACACCAGCUUUUUACGGUCAUGUAUAUUUGGUCUAUCUGAAUAGUCAAUCAUCAUACGAUGCAGAGCUAUCACCGCCUUUGUAUGUAUGCUACAACGAUCAACUCUGUAGUGGAUUUCCGUCCACGAUCACGCUGUUCUCUUUGAAUAAUGCCACAUGUCGACUUUCCAGCGAAUUUGGACCUCACUUUUGGCCUGAAAGUCAUUUUUUUCCAUGGG
Molecule: messenger RNA, 868 nt
Organism: Rotaria sp. Silwood2
Lineage: Eukaryota; Metazoa; Rotifera; Eurotatoria; Philodinida; Philodinidae
Source: the annotation of a GenBank genome assembly